CAGACACUUAACACACGUUUGUUUUAUUUACAAGUACAUAUAAAAGCCGUGUAUUAAGUUAUUGCUAAUAAUACGUUAAAAAACGGCGCCAUCAGAAGUAGGAAGUGACGUUUCACAUCAACCCAGUGACUGUUCAGCCGAAGAAAAGGGUGUGUGUGUGUGUGUGAGAGAGAUGGAAGGACUAUACACACACAGUGUGUAUCUGCUGCAGGAACUGCAGGAACAGAGGAUUCAGGGGCUGCUGUGUGACUGCACCGUGGUGGUGAAGGGUGUGUGCUUCAAAGCACACAAGAACGUCCUGGCCGCCUUCAGCCCCUACUUCAGAGCUCUGUUCCAGAACCCUCCAGCAGCGAAAAACGAUGUGUUUCACCUGUCUAUUCAGGACGUAGGGGGCAUCGGACAGAUUCUGGACUACAUGUACACUUCCCACCUGGAGCUUAACCCAGACAACGUGCACACACUGCUGCACAUUGCACAGAACCUACAGGUGUCUAACAUCAUUAACAUGUGCACUGUGUACUUGAAGCCUGUGACUCCGCCCCUUUCACUGGCUGAUUGUGUUCUGGGGAGCCCUUUACCUGCAGAGCCUGACUUCCAAAGCCCCGCCUCCAAUGACAUCACUAAUCCCAAUGAUCAAUACAGACGACCCCAACAGACAAGUGGGAUGUCAGUUGCCCCGCCAACUGGUAACCUGGAAGCAGCCAGUAGUCUUCCGGCUCAUGGUUACAAACUAAGGAACUUUUACAGCAGACAGUAUUUUAAAAAAGUGGCAGAGGAGCAGAGUAAUAAUAACAAUAAUAAUAAUAUUAGUAGUAAUAAUAAUAUUAAACAAGGUGCCAAUCCGAGCCUUCCAAAACCACCCACGAAUACAGACAACCAAUCACUGCAUUCAGCACCGUCUACAACAACCAGUCAGAUACAAGCAGACACAGGAAAUCCUGCUCUGUCCCAGUCCACCGUUCCUGUGGUGUCACAGACUUUAACAUGCUAUGCAAAUGCUACCAUUCCCCCUUCUUCCUUGUCAUCAUGUUCUAAUACUCCUGUAUUUCCUGUGAGUGAGGUAAAAACCACCACUGUGUCUCGCACUGUGUGCCCUAAAAAGGCUGUUUACCUGAAGAAGUUUAAUUACCAUGUUUUAGAUGAGGGGGUGGGACCUGAGGGUUUAAUUGACAGCUGCAGUUCAGAAAGAGACCAGCAGGUGGGAACAGAACACAGGCCAGAACAUGUCAGUGUAGACACGCCCACUGAGGAACCAGUAGAAGAGCCAGAACCCAGGAUGAUACCUAUUCCUGACACACCACAAGAGCCAGAGCAGACAUGUCCUCAAAAUCAGAGCACAGAAGGGUCAAAAGUUGCCGAAAGGAGUAACAAGUGCUGCUGUGAAGUGUGUGGGAAAACAUUCAAACACCCCAGUAAUCUAGAGCUACACAAACGCUCACACACUGGUGAGAAGCCAUUCCAGUGUAAUAUGUGUGGAAAGAAGUUUUCCCAGGCGGGAAACCUGCAGACUCAUCUCCGUCGCCAUUCAGGAGAGAAACCCUAUAUCUGUGAGCUCUGUGGGAAAAGUUUUGCUGCAUCAGGUGAUGUUCAGAGGCACAUCGUCAUCCACUCAGGAGCACGACCUCACCAGUGUGAAAUCUGUGGACGAGGUUUUGGCAACCUCAGUAAUCUGAAGGAGCAUAAGAAGACUCACAGUUCAGAAAAAGAGUUUAUCUGCGAUCAGUGUGGCAAGUCAUUCAACAUGCAGAGAAAACUAAUCAAACACACAAUGAGACACACUGGAGAGAAACCGUAUUGCUGCCAGACCUGCGGUAAGUGCUUUGCCGGGUCUGGUGACCUCCAGCGGCACGUGCGCUCACACACAGGUGAACGUCCGUACAUGUGUGAAACCUGCGGGAAAGGUUUCACACGCACCGCAGUGCUUCGCCGGCACCGAAACUCUCACUGCAAUGCACAAACACACACCACGUCCUCACCACACCACGCACGCACCUCGCCCACUCACACCGAGGCUGACCCUACACACACACGCGCUCAGCUACAUGCCGUAAACACCACUCAGUCUCCACACACUCCUCAUUCCAACAAUCAGAGUGAACUCUGUGCUCUUCCUCAUCCAACCUCUGCCCCGUCACCUCCGGAAAGUUCCAGACAAGCCCCGAGCUCCCAUGACGCUACCUCCACUACGUUCUUUUCUUCUUCGUCUGCUACUCUUCCGGAUCUGCGCUCAGGUGUUCUGCAUCAUUUUAUAUCCAAGCCUCUCCCUUUGCAAUCGAAGGCCCCGCCCCAUCCUCUAAAGCCCGCCCUCCACUCUGACUCUUCCUUCGGCUGGGACUCGCAAUGAAAAUGUCUCAGAAAAUGCAAGAAUUUGAUCCACGAUGUGUGUUUAUUUAUUAAAUGUGUUACCAUUUAUUAAAGAUGCAUAAAAUGUU
Messenger RNA from Tachysurus vachellii, 2432 nucleotides. It is a transcript of the gene zbtb49, whose product is annotated as zinc finger and BTB domain containing 49. Gene Ontology annotation, cellular component: nucleus. The record is from RefSeq and is a predicted model, not a curated record. Bases 173 to 2344 code for a protein of 723 amino acids. NCBI's taxonomy places the organism in Eukaryota, Metazoa, Chordata, Actinopteri, Siluriformes, Bagridae. Gene Ontology annotation, biological process: regulation of transcription by RNA polymerase II. The transcript has 9 exons. Gene Ontology annotation, molecular function: DNA-binding transcription factor activity, RNA polymerase II-specific; RNA polymerase II cis-regulatory region sequence-specific DNA binding; protein binding.